This is a messenger RNA of Empidonax traillii (willow flycatcher), 2472 nucleotides long. RefSeq names its product DEAD-box helicase 56 (gene DDX56). Gene Ontology annotation, cellular component: nucleolus. The annotation marks the transcript as partial. The record is from RefSeq and is a predicted model, not a curated record. The transcript is spliced from 20 exons. Lineage: Eukaryota; Metazoa; Chordata; Aves; Passeriformes; Tyrannidae. Gene Ontology annotation, molecular function: ATP binding; nucleic acid binding; RNA helicase activity.
GGCGCUCUGUGCGCACAACCGGAAGUGUCUGUAGGCGACUCGGCCAAGAUGGCUGCGGGCACGGAGGGGUCCGGCUUCGAGCACAUGGGACUGGACCCGCGGCUGCUGAGGGCGGUGGCAGAGCUGGGCUGGGCAACCCCCACGGCCAUCCAGGCCCAGGCCAUUCCCCUGGCACUGGAGGGCAGGGACCUACUGGCACGGGCCAGGACGGGCUCCGGGAAAACGGGAGCUUACGGGCUGCCUCUGCUGCACAAACUGCUCAGCAUCAAGGAGGCGUCUCCAGCACUGCCCCAGGCCAUCCGUGCCCUGGUGCUGGUGCCCUCGGCAGAGCUGGGCCGGCAGGUCGGGCACGCUUUGCGCCAGCUCUCGGCAUUCUGCGCCCGCCAGCUGCGUGUGGUGGACCUGUGCUCCCAGAGCGACCCUGCUGCCCAAAGGCCCGUGCUGAUGGAGCAGCCUGACGUAGUGGUGGGCACCCCGGGGCGGGUCCUGGCACACCUGGGCGGGCACAGCCUGAGCCUGAGGCACUCGCUGGAGCUGCUGGUGUUGGAUGAGGCCGAUCUGCUGCUCUCCUUUGGCUUUGGGGACGACAUCAAGGCCCUCCUCUGCCACCUGCCCAAGAUCUACCAGGCCCUGCUGGUGUCAGCCACGUUCAACCCCGAGCUGGAGGCGCUGCAGGAGCUUGUGCUGCACAACCCUGCGCUGGUGCUGCCCCCAGAGCCACGGCUGCCGGGCCAUUCCCAGCUGCAGCAGUUCCAGGUGCGCUGUGGGACAGAGGAGGACAAGUUCCUGGUGCUCGUGGCCCUGCUGCAGCUGCGGCUGCUGCGGGGCCGGGCCCUGCUCUUCGUGGGCAGCCUGGCCAGGGCCUUCCGCCUCAAGCUCUUCCUCGAGCAGUUCGGCAUCCCCGCCUGUGCCCUCAACUCCGAGCUGCCCGCGGCCUCCAGGUGCCACGUCAUCGCCCAGUUCAACCGCGGCCUCUACGACUUCAUCGUGGCCACCGAUGAGGAGGGGCCUGUGGAGACCCCCCAGCGCCAGGCACGGAAAGGGGGGUCCCUGGGGAAGGGGAAGGGGAAGGGGAAGGCCAAGGACAAGGGGAAGGCCAAGGCCCAGGAUCCCGAGUAUGGGGUUGCCCGAGGCAUUGACUUCCAGAACGUCUCGGCCGUCAUCAAUUUCGAUGUCCCUCCCACGGUCGAGUCCUACAUCCACCGCGUGGGCAGGACAGCCCGCGGUGACAACCCUGGCACAGCGCUGACCCUGGCACUGCCCGAGGAGCACGAGGGGCUCACCCGCAUUGAGGAUGCUCUGGCAGGAGAGAACGGGCAGUCCAUGCUGCAGCCCUACAAAUUCUGCAUGGAGGAGAUCGAGUCACUGCGCUACCGCUGCCGGGAUGCCAUGCGCUCGGUGACCAAGCAGGCGGUGAAGGAGGCGCGGCUGCGCGAGAUCAGGGACGAGCUGCUCAACUCUGAGAAGCUCAAGACCUAUUUCGAGGACAACCCCCGGGACCUGCAUGUGCUCCGCCACGACAAGCCCCUGCACCCUGCCAUUGUGAAACCUCACCUGAGAAACGUGCCAGACUACCUGGUGCCCCCCAGCCUCCGGGGCAUUGCCAGGCCCGGCCCCAGGAAACGAAAGGGCACCCGAGUGCUCCGAGGGCCCAGCGCCCGGAGAGGGAAACCUGCUGGGGACUUGGAGGCAAACCACCUGCCCAAGAUCUACCAGGCCCUGCUGGUGUCAGCCACAUUCAACCCCGAGCUGGAGGCGCUGCAGGAGCUUGUGCUGCACAACCCUGCGCUGGUGCUGCCCCCAGAGCCACGGCUGCCGGGCCAUUCCCAGCUGCAGCAGUUCCAGGUGCGCUGUGGGACAGAGGAGGACAAGUUCCUGGUGCUCGUGGCCCUGUUGCAGCUGCGGCUGCUGCGGGGCCGGGCCCUGCUCUUCGUGGGCAGCCUGGCCAGGGCCUUCCGCCUCAAGCUCUUCCUCGAGCAGUUCGGCAUCCCCGCCUGUGCCCUCAACUCCGAGCUGCCCGCGGCCUCCCGGUGCCACGUCAUCGCCCAGUUCAACCGCGGCCUCUACGACUUCAUCGUGGCCACCGAUGAGGAGGGGCCUGUGGAGACCCCCCAGCGCCAGGCACGGAAAGGGGGGUCCCUGGGGAAGGGGAAGGGGAAGGGGAAGGCCAAGGACAAGGGGAAGGCCAAGGCCCAGGAUCCCGAGUAUGGGGUUGCCCGAGGCAUUGACUUCCAGAACGUCUCGGCCGUCAUCAAUUUCGACGUCCCUCCCACGGUCGAGUCCUACAUCCACCGCGUGGGCAGGACAGCCCGCGGUGACAACCCUGGCACAGCGCUGACCCUGGCACUGCCCGAGGAGCACGAGGGGCUCACCCGCAUUGAGGAUGCUCUGGCAGGAGAGAACGGGCAGUCCAUGCUGCAGCCCUACAAAUUCUGCAUGGAGGAGAUCGAGUCACUGCGCUACCGCUGCCGG